Molecule: messenger RNA, 955 nt
Organism: Pisolithus orientalis
Lineage: Eukaryota; Fungi; Basidiomycota; Agaricomycetes; Boletales; Pisolithaceae
Product: mitochondrial import inner membrane translocase subunit TIM22
Exons: 4
Coding region: 178-675 (165 amino acids)
Biological process (GO): protein insertion into mitochondrial inner membrane
Cellular component (GO): TIM22 mitochondrial import inner membrane insertion complex
Molecular function (GO): transmembrane protein transporter activity
Source: RefSeq, a predicted model, not a curated record
GUUGCGGACAACUUGCAUCUCCACACGUCAACAUGCGGUCGUCCCGAAAUGGAUGUGACCGUGUUUGGCAGGAGCCUGUGACGCUGGCUUUGCAGACUACUUUUUGUCACUACUACUCAUCAUUGCACUGGGACUGGCCGCGCAUAUUCGCGUCGGUCAACGAGUCGUGCGCUAACUAUGCACCCCAUGCAUCUACUAGUAGCGCCACUCUACCCAGCUGGGAAGGAACCUCUUCCACCAGGACUCAAGGAAGAGGACCGGGAGCAGUUCACUGCAAGCCAAAAAAUACCAGCAAUGGAUGGCCUAGGUAUCGGUGCCUUCUUUUCCCUAAUGUCUGCUUCAUUUGCAUACGAGGAUCCAUACCUACGGCAACAAACCCAGGCAGGAAUGUCCAAUACCCAGAAAGCGCGCGAGAUAUUUAAAGAAAUGGGCAAGGGAAUGUGGAGAACGGGUAAAGGUUUUGGAAAAGUGGGCGCAUUAUUUGCUGGUAUAGAAUGUGUCAUCGAAGGGUACCGAGCUAAAAAUGACAUGAUCAAUCCUGUUGCUGCUGGCUUCGUUGCAGGAGGUAUCCUUGCCCGACAUUCCGGGCCCAAAGCCGUAUUUGGUGGUGGGCUGGCAUUCGCCGCCUUUUCGGGAGCAGUAGAUUUGUUUCUGCGUAGAGAGUCCUCGGAGUAACGACGAUUAGCACCUGCUUAUAAUACUGAGCACCUGGACGCCGAGCAUGCCGUUUAGGUGUGGGGAUGAUGGAGUACCCCAGGACUGUAUGUAUCUAAGAGCAUUAUAAUUAGACACGAACCCAACAAUGGGUGAAACGCUGGGCGGCGCAGGUUUCGGUGGUCGUGAUGUUGUUACACAUUGCCGCUUGAUUCGAUCAGUUCCUAGGCUAUCAAUUGGUCAGAUAGUAGCAAUUGUUAACAUGGCCGGUAUGUUACUUAUGGAUAGAUGGGAAUAUGGC